GACAGUAUUACCAGCUGUUAACAAAGAAGGACAAGUUUGGCCAAGUGCGAGAAAAAUAAUGAAAGGCAUAGUAAAAAAUUGUCAUUAAAGAGCUGAAGCAAGCUGAUUUCAAACGUUGUCAAAAAGCAAAAGUGUACCUUCAGUUGUUGUGCGACUUGCGAAAGAGUGAAAAGGUGGGGACUCAGAAAUUGAUGGCUAAAACUGGAUUUAAAUUGGAGGGUUUGAGAAAAUUUACAGUUGCUGUGAGAGGUUUGCUUGUUCUAGCUUUAACUAUUGUUGCUUCUGGGGAGCAAAUUCCAUAUGAGACCACUUUGAGCAACAAUGGAACAACUCAUAGCUAUGAAUCAAGUUACUUAUUUGAUCUAUUCAAUAUUCUUUGGAGAAAGAGUGAGAUUCAUUACCACCAUGUUUGGCCUGAACUGGAAUUUGGGUGGAGGCUGAUUGUUGGUUCAGUAAUUGGAUUCUUUGGUGCUGCUUUUGGGAGUGUAGGAGGUGUCGGGGGAGGGGGUAUCUUUGUCCCCGUGCUUACUUUGAUCAUUGGAUUUGAUCCAAAAACAUCAACUGCAAUAUCAAAAUGUAUGAUCACUGGUGCAGCGUGUGCAACUGUCUAUUACUGUCUUAAGCUGAGGCAUCCAUCACUUGACCUGCCCAUCAUUGAUUAUGAUCUAGCUCUUCUUUUCCAACCAAUGUUGUUAUUGGGGAUCAGUAUUGGAGUUGUACUAAACGUACUUUUUGCUGAGUGGAUGGUUACAAUCUUAUUGAUCAUUCUUUUCUUAGCUGCAUCAACCAAGGCAUUCUUCAAGGGCGUUGAGACAUGGAAGAAAGAAACUAUUAUUAAAAAGGAAGCAGCUAGGCGCUUGACAUCUAAUGAUGCUGGUGUUGAAGAAGUUGCAUACAAGCUUAUACCUGGAGGUCUGAAAAAUGAUUCUACUUUUUCAAAGGAAGUUUAUAAAGCAAAGGAGGUCUCAAUUUUUGACAAUAUGUACUGGAAGGAUACCGCCAGACUUAUUGCUGUCUGGAUCAUAAUCCUAUUUCUGCACGUCUCCAAGAAUUAUGCCCCAACUUGUUCCACGACAUAUUGGACCUUAAGCCUCUUGCAGCUCCCCAUCGCUGUUGGAGCUUCUGCAUAUGAAGCUGUUUGCUUGUACAAGGGAUCAAGGGUGAUUCUUUCGAGUGGAGAAGCAGAAAUAACAUGGAAAGUGCAUCAGUUGAUUCUCUACUGUUGCUGCGGCAUUUUGGCUGGUAUAGUUGGUGGUCUGCUAGGUCUUGGUGGUGGAUUCAUUUUGGGUCCAUUGUUUCUGGAGAUAGGGAUUCCUCCUCAGGUAUCAAGUGCUACUGCUGCUUUUGUGAUGAUAUUUUCCUCCUCCAUGUCCGUCAUACAAUAUUACUUGCUAGGACGUUUUCCAGUACCAUAUGCACUGUAUUUUAUUGCCGUGGCCAGUAUUGCAGCCUUAGUAGGACAGCAUGUUGUACGAAAAAUAAUUAGCAUAGUUGGUAGAGCCUCUGUGAUUAUCUUCAUUUUGGCCCUCACAAUCUUUGUGAGCGCAAUAUCAUUAGGUGGAUUUGGCAUAGCAGACACGAUUAAAAAGAUCAACGAAGGACAACAUAUGGGGUUUGAUAAUAUAUGUGCAUAUAAUCCUUAGGCAAAAAAAUUGAAUUCAUUUCGUGUAUUUGGUCAUUAUGGUUGUCAGCUUCAGGAAAUCAACUUAGGCAUUAUAAAUGUAAAUUGUAUUUGAUGUGUACACAACUUAAAAUCGAUUGUUCACAUUGACGGAGCCAAUUUGCAGUAUUUGUAAAUGCUCGUCUAUGAUUGAU
This is a messenger RNA of Solanum stenotomum, 1815 nucleotides long. RefSeq names its product sulfite exporter TauE/SafE family protein 3-like. NCBI's taxonomy places the organism in Eukaryota, Viridiplantae, Streptophyta, Magnoliopsida, Solanales, Solanaceae. The coding region runs from base 192 to 1643 and encodes 483 amino acids. The transcript has 13 exons. The record is from RefSeq and is a predicted model, not a curated record. Gene Ontology annotation, biological process: protein ubiquitination. Gene Ontology annotation, cellular component: membrane; Cul4A-RING E3 ubiquitin ligase complex.